AUUAAAUAACAUAAAAAUUAAAAAUUUUGAAACUAUACCAGCGUCAAAGUGGAGGAUGCGGAGUGUGGGACGGUUGUGAUGUGGUAGCGGUGGCCGGAGAGCGCGAGAUGGGCGGCGCGGGCUGGGCGGACGCGCCGGCGCUGCUGAGCACGGCGCUGCUGCUGGGCGGCGGGCUGGAGCGGCCGCCGCCGCCGCUGUUCACCAUCGACAGCAUCCUGGCGCCGCGCCCGCCGCCGCCGCCGCUGCUGCACCACCUGCCGCCCUUCCACAGGGCGCACGACAUAUUCGCAGGCGUGGGCAGCACGGUGGGCGGCGGUUACGGGCUGUACGGCAACUACGCGGCAGCACUGGGUCUGUCGGGGCCGCCGCCGAAGCGCAAGCGACGCCACCGCACCAUCUUCACGGAGGAGCAGCUGGAGCAGCUAGAGAGCACCUUCGACAAGACCCACUACCCCGACGUGGUGCUGAGAGAGCAGCUCGCGCUGAGGGUCGACCUGAAGGAGGAGAGGGUUGAGGUUUGGUUCAAGAACCGGCGGGCGAAAUGGCGCAAGCAGAAGCGAGAGGAACAGGAGAGGCUGCGGAAGCUGCAAGAGGAGCGGGGGUGUCGCGCCCUCACGCCACGCGCCCGCUCCCCGCCCCGCCUGCCCGCGCCCUCCACGCCCAGGCACUACUCCGACGAAUCCGAAGACUCUGACCUCGAGGUCGCCUAACUCUACGACGAGUGACGGUUCGACGACGAUGAGACCCGAGGCAAUAUAGCUUCGACGAGUCCGACGACUCGCCUGACUCGACGACGAGGACAGUUCGACGACGACGACGCGCUAGGCAUCACUCCGACGACUCCAGCGCCGCCCACUGGAGGUCGUCUGAGUGUGCGACGAAGUGAUCGGUUUCGUUCUUUUUUUAGAAAUUAUUUCGAUGAUUUAGAUUACUGUUAUCGUGGACGAAUAGUGAUAGUGUAAAGUGAAAAGACACUGAAAAAGAGAAAAGUGGACAAUCGUGCAAAAGUGGACGGUCAGAGGAAACUCACGUAAAAUAUUUAGUGCACAAACUAUUUAUUGUGACUCAAGUGCUUCAUUGGAAGUUUUGAAUCAAUAGCGGCUUUUGUAAAUCAAUGUAUUUAUUAAACAAUAUAAUUAUUAUAAUAAUUAUAAUAGUAGUACUUAACCGGAUAAGUAGACAUUUGUCUCCGCUUAGCAUAUUGGUAACACUAAUUUAAGGGAAAAUUUUAAAUUACAUUUCAGUAACAUCUACUUGUUCACAAUAAGAAUCAAUUUAACCUUCGUAAACUUAACUUAUUAUAUUUUACUAAUGCCUACAGAUAGCAUGUUAAAUUGGACAACUAAACUUUAAUACUUAUUUAUUCAUUUAUAAUUUCAAGAGUCAUUAUUUAUUGUAUGAAUGUAGUAUGUUAAAAUCUGAUUCAAAAAAGUAGACACUAGAUAAACUCCUUAAAUUCAAUACUACCAUAGAUAACUAAUAGUUUAGAAAUGUUGUAGUUACUAGGUGUAAUACUUAACAAUACCUAUACGACAUAAUGUAAGAAUACAACAUUGCAAACUUUCUAACUAAAUCUAGAUUAAAACACGCAAUAAACAACUUCUGUAAUUGUUAGUAGGUAGAUAUUUAACACAAUAUAUCUGAAUCUAUAAUAAAUAUGAUAAAAUAACUCAAGCACUGUAUUUUCAAUAAAUAUAUCCUGCUGUAGGUAGUCGGGAAGCCU
Messenger RNA from Aricia agestis (brown argus), 1723 nucleotides. It is a transcript of the gene Gsc, whose product is annotated as homeobox protein goosecoid. Gene Ontology annotation, biological process: regulation of transcription by RNA polymerase II. The transcript is spliced from 3 exons. The coding region runs from base 108 to 710 and encodes 200 amino acids. The record is from RefSeq and is a predicted model, not a curated record. NCBI's taxonomy places the organism in Eukaryota, Metazoa, Arthropoda, Insecta, Lepidoptera, Lycaenidae. Gene Ontology annotation, molecular function: RNA polymerase II transcription regulatory region sequence-specific DNA binding; DNA-binding transcription factor activity, RNA polymerase II-specific.